AUGGGUGCACUUGCCAUUGUGAUUGCUUGUCUCAUAGUUAGUGGAUUUGGAUAUCCAAAGCAGCCUACGUUUCCAUUUUGUCAGUCACCUGUGUGCAAUUCUGGUGCAACCACUGGUUACCAAUGUCACAAUGGUGUCUGCGAUUACGUCUGCUCCAAUUCUCUGUGCCACGGCACCGGAAACACCGUAUUUUCCCAAAAAGGAAUGAAUGAGACGUGGGGUAUUGGAGCUCUUGGUGCGAAAGGAUGCAACGGCAGUGACUGCGGCUUCUGGAGUGGAUGCAUUAAUGGUAAAUGCAAAGACUUCUACGACUUCAAGCAGUGCCAUGCUAGUAAAUGCCUCAGUGGACCGUUCGAGGGCUAUGAAUGCACUGCUAAUGGUCAGUGCCGAAUUGUGUGCCGUGAUGAUGUUUGCCACUUGGUUGAAAAUUAUGGCAAAAGCUAUCACUCCUCAUCAGCCGAUCAAGGGAAACCAGAGUUUGAAACCGAGAUAAGUGUGAAAAAGGCAAAUAGUUUAGAUGAUCCGGUCAAAACAAUGACGGAAUUUGUGGAAAAUAUGGAUCCCAAUGAUUUGGAAAUGCUAAUGGAGUCUACACCGAACGUUGAUGAAAUGAUUAUGGGCCUUGAUAGCGAAGUUAUCAAAACCAUUGUCCCAAAGCUACCAAACGCAAGUAAAUUGAUGAAGAAGUUAAAACCUGAAACAAUUCAGCAUAUUAAUUCACUAUUAGCUUCCAAAGAUCAAAAAGCAGAAGAGGAAAUGCCCGAAGAAGAAAAAGCUGAGGUGGAAGAACCCAAAAUAGAAAGAUCAGAGGCGCAAAAUUUCAAGGAGACAAAACCUGAAGAAGUAAAAUCAGUGGAAGAAAAGCUUAAGGAAGAAAAGCCUAUAGAAGAGAAACUAAAAGAGGAAAAACCCAAAGAAGAGGUACAAGUGAAGGAAGAAAAGCUUGAAGAGCCCAAAGAAGAAGUGCCUUAUUUACCAUAUGAAACGUGCAAAGAGUUGGGCGAUGACUGGGUAUUGGUUGACGAAGUAGUGGAUCAAGAUGCUCAGACGCUCAUGAAUGUUCUUCAAAGUCUCAACGUUCCUAUGUUCACGCUGCCAAGUGGCUCACAAAUUUACGCUUUUAAUCCCAUGAAGCCUCCGCAAUCCCAAAUCCUUACUCCUUCCACUCUCGUUUCCAUUCUAAGUCCAACUGUACUCCAAUCAAUGCUUUUGAAUAUUCCAAACCUCAAACAACUUAUGCUGUCAAUGGAUCCAAUUCUACUUCACUCUGCUUUGAAGAAUACGCCGGGCAUCAGUGGUUUCGCUUCCAGCACGGACCCGCAAGCACUACAGUCACUGAUUAAAGGUCUGCCAACCGUCAAAAGUGUUGUGGCGAGUAUGGAUCCAAACAUUCUUAAGUCUCUUGUAAUGAAUAUAUCCAACCUUGAUAAUAUUUUAUAUGGCAGCAAUCCAGCUAUUCCACCAACAAAGGAUUCAAAUGUGAAGAUCGAGGAAAUAAGCGCUGUUAAACCUCUUUCUUUGAUGGCGAAAUCCUCCAUUGAAAUGCCAGGUGUAAUGGAUUUUGUUAACUUCAACGAUACAAAAGCAAUUUUGUCAACUGUACCAAGUAUUCCGCUCCACUACGCCAAUGCCCUGUUUAAUGCGGACCCCGCUUUUGUUCGAUACGUGGUAGAAAAGCACCAAAACCUCAAUGGCCUUUUAACGAAUAUGAAUGGCCAGACACUGCAAUACAUCGCUUCGCACGUCCCUGCAUUUGGCAAAAUUUUGUCGAAAAUGAAUUCUUAUACUUUGGAAAUGGUUUUUGACAAAAUGCCAAAGAUUGCUGAGUACUUGGAAUCUCUUAGUCCCGAGGUAGUUCAAGCUCUUGUGGCCAAAUUACCCUCUCUUGCAAAGUAUACGCCUAUAGUACCGAUUGCACCUUCCUUGCUGAAGCAGCCCAAACUCCAGCCUCGGAUUUCCGAAGAAGUAUCGACGACAGUUGCAACAGAAGCACCAGCAAUCACAGAAGAAGAGGUAAAAACAAUGAAGUCAAAAAUACCCCUCAUCGAUUUGUGGUUGAAGUUUACAGAUUCAAAUAAGAUGGCGGCUCUACGUGAAUUGGUUCCUGAUUACCCAAAAAUAUUCGCCAAUUUGGAGCCAUCAAAGCUGGAGGCGAUCAAUUCACAUCUAUCAAACAUUAGCAACAUUAUCAAUGCUGUUGAUAAUGAACUUUAUAAAAGUUCUCUUUUAAAGUUGAAAGAAUCCGGCAGUGUUCUCGGUGCUUUGGUUUCAAUGCUUUUAUAA
Molecule: messenger RNA, 2283 nt
Organism: Hydatigera taeniaeformis
Lineage: Eukaryota; Metazoa; Platyhelminthes; Cestoda; Cyclophyllidea; Taeniidae
Source: the annotation of a GenBank genome assembly